CCUGAUAAACCCUAGAAGAAGAAGAAGAAGAAGAAGAAGAAGAAGAAGAAGAAGAAGAAGAAGCAAAACCUGUGGAGAUCGAGAUGGGAAAUGAGAGCAAGAGCAAUUUGGGAGGAGGAGGAAUUAGGGCAAAGAUGGAGCACUAUGUCUACAGUGGGGAGAAGAAGCACGUUUUGGCUGGGAUCGGGAUUAUCUCCAUCAUCUUCGGAAUCCCUUGGUAUCUAAUGAAUCAAGGAUCAAAGCAUCGUUCUCACCAAGAUUACUUGGAAAAAGCUGAUAAAGCUCGAAAAGCUCGUCUCUCAUCAUCUUCAUCCUCGGAUAAGUAGUCAUCUCCCCCCACUUGGAUGGAGACUCUAGUCAACUACAUUUUGUGAAUGGAUCCAUACAUCAUCGUUUCCAUGUCUAUAAACUCAGCCAUGUCUGUUCUAGAGUGUGGUUCAGUUCAGAUAUGUAUCUUUACACUCUACACUUAGGUUUCUUUAUCGAAGAUAUGUAAAUUUGCGAUAAGUUAAAGGAUUCAUCCUUUACGAUACUGUUGUGUGAGCUGUGAGUUUCGACUAGGACAAUCCAUAAAGUGAAAGAUCAAGAUGAGUCUGGUAUGGUUUGCUUAAUAAUCUUUCAGUAACCCAAAAAAAAAAUACACGGGGUUUUAUCUUGUAAA
Arabidopsis thaliana (thale cress) is the source of this 661-nucleotide messenger RNA. RefSeq names its product GAG1At protein. The record is from RefSeq and is marked reviewed. The coding region runs from base 84 to 326 and encodes 80 amino acids. Lineage: Eukaryota; Viridiplantae; Streptophyta; Magnoliopsida; Brassicales; Brassicaceae. The transcript has 2 exons.